Schistocerca gregaria is the source of this 3120-nucleotide messenger RNA. RefSeq lists its product as uncharacterized. The record is from RefSeq and is a predicted model, not a curated record. The transcript has 18 exons. Bases 1 to 3120 code for a protein of 1039 amino acids. NCBI's taxonomy places the organism in Eukaryota, Metazoa, Arthropoda, Insecta, Orthoptera, Acrididae.
AUGCUGCUCCUGGUGACGGUCGGCAUACUCCUCUUGGUUGGUGGCGGCAGUGCCGCCGGAUGCGACAGAGCAGCCGUGCUGUCUUUCGACGCUAAUAAGUAUCAGGGCGUGUGGUACGAGAUCGCCAGGUUGGGAGAGGCUCCGUUCGAGGAGGGCGGCCAGUGCGUCACGGCGGAGUACACAGUGGCUGGCGACAACAACGUGACCGUACACAACAGACUGUUCAGCACAUCUACUGGGGCCUUCAACGACAUCAUCGGCUGGGCCGAGUGGGACGACCCUGACUCCGGAGAGGCCAAAUUCACGGUGCACUUCCCAGGGGUAACAGAGAACUCAUGGAUCCUGUCACGGGGUGCCCAGCUGAAAGCAGAGCAGGAGCAGCAGGUGAAUGACAAGCUGGAGGCCCUGGGUCUGACACGGAGCCGCUACACAGACACUCCACAGGAUCCACAACAGUGCACUGUCAGAGUUAGCAAAUGCGACAAGGCCGUUGUCACCGAGUUUGAUACUUCUCAGUAUCAGGGCGUGUGGUAUGAGAUCGCCAGGUUGGGAGAGGCUCCGUUCGAGGAGGGCGGCCAGUGCAUCACGGCGGAGUACAGAGUGGCUGGUGAGAACAACGUGACCGUACACAACAGGCUGUUCAGCACGGCAUCGGGUACCUUCAACGACAUCAUCGGCUGGGCCGAGUGGGACGACCCUGAAUCCGGAGAUGCCAAAUUCACGGUACACUUCUCAGGGGUACCAGUGACAGGUCCUUAUUGGGUCCUGGAUACUGACUACAAGAGCUAUUCAAUUGUCUGGGCCUGCAGGGAGCCUACAGACGAAACUUCCAACAUUACAGAGAACUCAUGGAUCCUGUCACGGAGUGCCCAGCUGACAGCAGAGCAGGAGCAGCAGGUGAAUGAAAAGCUGGAGACACUGGGUCUGCCGAGGAGCCGCUACACAAACACCCCACAGGACCCACAACAGUGCAAUGUCAGAAUCAGCACGUGCGACAAGGCCGUUGUCCCCGAGUUUGCUACUUCUCAGUAUCAGGGCGUGUGGUACGAGAUCGCCAGAUUGGGAGACGCUCCCUUCGAGGAGGGCGGCCAGUGCAUCACGGCGGAGUACACAGUGGCUGGUGAGAACAACGUGACCGUACACAACAGGCUGUUCAGCACGGCUGCGGGGGCCUUCAACGACAUCAUCGGCUGGGCCGAGUGGGACGACCCUGACUCUGGAGAGGCCAAAUUCACGGUGCACUUCCCAGGUGUACCAGUGACGGGUCCGUAUUGGGUCUUGGACACUGACUACGACAGCUACUCAAUUGUCUGGGCCUGCAGGGAGCCUACAGAUGAAACCUCCAACAUUACGGAGAACUCAUGGAUCCUGUCACGGAGUGCCCAGCUGACAGCUGAGUUGGAGCAGCAGGUCAAUGACAAGCUGGAGGCACUGGGUCUGCCACGGAGCCGCUACACUGACACUCCACAGGACCCACAACAUUGCACUGUCAGAGUCAGCACAUGCGACAAGUCCGCUGUCACCGAAUUUGAAAUUUCUAAGUAUCAGGGUGUGUGGUACGAAAUCGCCAGGUUGGGAGAGGCUCCCUUCGAGGAGGGCGGCCAGUGCAUCACGGCGGAGUACACAGUGGCUGGCGACAACAACGUGACCGUACACAACAGACUGUUCAGCACAUCUACUGGGGCCUUCAACGACAUCAUCGGCUGGGCUGAAUGGGACGACCCUGAUUCUGGAGAGGCCAAAUUCACGGUGCACUUCCCAGGCGUACCAGUGACGGGUCCCUAUUGGGUCUUGGAUACUGACUACGAGACCUAUUCGAUUGUCUGGGCCUGCAGGGAGGCUACAGAUGAAACCUCCAACAUUACAGAGAACUCAUGGAUCCUGUCACGGAGUGCUCAGCUGACAGCAGAGCAGGAGCAGCAGGUGAAUGACAAGCUGGAGGCCCUGGGUCUGACGAGGAGCCGCUACACUAACACCCCACAGGACCCACAACAUUGCACUGUCAGAGUCAGCACAUGCGACAAGGCCGUUGUCACCGAGUUUGAUACUUCUCAGUAUCAGGGCGUGUGGUACGAGAUCGCCAGGUUGGGAGACGCUCCCUUCGAGGAGGGCGGCCAGUGCAUCACGGCGGAGUACGCGGUGGCUGGUGAGAACAACGUGACCGUACACAACAGACUGUUCAGCACAUCUACUGGGACCUUCAACGACAUCAUCGGCUGGGCCGAGUGGGACGACCCUGACUCUGGAGAGGCCAAAUUCACGGUGCACUUCCCAGGUGUACCAGUGACGGGUCCCUAUUGGGUUCUGGAUACUGACUACGAGAGCUACUCAAUUGUCUGGGCCUGCAGGGAGCCAACAGAUGAAACCUCCAACAUUACAGAGAACUCAUGGAUCCUGUCACGAAGCGCCCAGAUGACAGAAGAGCAGGAGCAGCAGGUGAAUGACAAGCUGGAGGCGCUGGGUCUGACACGGAGCCGCUACACAGACACCCCACAGGACCCACAACAGUGCACUGUCAGAGUCAGCACAUGCAACAAGCCUGCUGCCACGGAAUUUGACACUUCUAAGUAUCAGGGCGUGUGGUACGAGAUCGCCAGGUUGGGAGAGGCUCCCUUCGAGGAGGGCGGCCAGUGCAUCACUGCAGAGUACACAGUGGCUGGCGACAACAACGUGACCGUACACAACAGACUGUUCAGCACAUCUACUGGGACCUUCAACGACAUCAUCGGCUGGGCCGAGUUGGACGACCCUGACUCUGGAGAGGCCAAAUUCACGGUGCACUUCCCAGGUGUACCAGUGACAGGUUCCUAUUGGGUACUGGAUACUGACUACGACAGCUACUCAAUUGUAUGGGCCUGCAGGGAGCCUACAGAUGAAACCUCCAACAUAACGGAAAACUCGUGGGUGCUCUCGCGGACGAGUGACAUGUCUGAGGAGCUGACGCAGCAAGUGGAUGCUAAGCUGGAGGAACUGGGACUCCCUCGCAGCCGGUACACAGACACGCCUCAGGACUCCAACGGCUGCCAAGUUGAAGAGGACAGCGACGAUGGCGCCGCUGCGCUGGGCCCUGCGGUCGCACUCAUGCUGGCCACCACCAUCGCACUGCUCUUCUCCCUGUGA